AGACCCUCAAGACUAUCCUCAAUGGCCUCCCGCCCCACCGUCAACGUUCGCUCCACCUCGGGCGAGGCCUCCUCGUCCCUCCCCUUCCCCUCCGUUCUUACCGCCCCAAUAAGGCUCGAUGUCGUACAGCAGGUGCAUAAGAGCAUCGCUAAGAACAAGCGUCAGGCUUACUCUGUGAGCGAGAAGGCUGGCCACCAGACCUCUGCUGAGUCUUGGGGUACCGGUCGUGCCGUCGCUCGUAUUCCCCGUGUCGGUGGUGGAGGAACCCAUCGUUCCGGCCAGGCUGCUUUCGGUAACAUGUGCCGUGGUGGUCGCAUGUUCGCCCCGACUAAGAUUUGGCGUAAAUGGCAUGUCAAGGUGAACCAGAACCAGCGUCGCUUUGCCACUGUCUCUGCCCUUGCCGCCUCCGCCCUUCCUUCCCUCGUUCUCGCUCGCGGACACCGUAUCGAGGAGAUUGAGGAGGUUCCCUUGGUUGUUGCUGAUGCCGUCGAGUCCUUCUCCAAGACCAAGGAGGCAGUUGCCCUCCUCAAGUCUCUCCAUGCAUACAACGAUGUUGUGAAAGUAUCCAACUCACGCAAGCUUCGUGCUGGAAAGGGCAAGAUGCGUGGUCGCCGCCACCGUCAACGUCGUGGACCCUUGAUUGUUUACAACGAGGACAAGGGCGUUGUCAAGGCCUUCCGUAAUUUGCCUGGUGUCGAAAUUGUCAAUGUCAAGCGCCUGAACCUCCUUCAGCUUGCCCCUGGUGGACACAUUGGUCGUUUCGUCAUCUGGACUGAAGGCGCUUUCAGCCUACUUGAUGAGGUUUUCGGCACCUUCGAGAAGGCGGCGGUCUACAAGAAGGACUACUUCCUCCCUACCGCGAAGAUCACCAACCCCGACGUCACCCGUCUCAUCAACAGCACUGAGAUUCAGUCCGUCGUUCGCCCUGCCAACCCUAAAAUCCAAAAGCGCCCUUGGACGCAGCACAAGAACCCUCUUCGCAACAAGGGUGUCCUCUUCCGCCUCAACCCCUACGCCAAGACUCUUCGCAGGCAGGAGUUGCUCAAGCAGGAGCGAGUCAAGGCGAAGAAGGACAAGAAGCCCGCGAAGAAGGAUACUUCCGCAUCGAAGGCUUUCCUCGACACCCUCUUCGCUCCCUAAUCUCGUCACUUUUGUCGGUCACUUGCGGGGUCGAUGUACAUCAUAGGGUGUUCGAUGCUGUUGUUUCUAUGUCACUGUCGUUUAGGACGUUCCAUGAUCGCGUCCGCGCACAUGCCCGUUUUUAUGUCACCAUGCUAAGGACAUGUUAUUGUUCAAGCGCACUGAA
Heterobasidion irregulare TC 32-1 is the source of this 1306-nucleotide messenger RNA. RefSeq lists its product as uncharacterized. Gene Ontology annotation, cellular component: cytosolic large ribosomal subunit; ribosome. The coding region runs from base 22 to 1140 and encodes 372 amino acids. The transcript is spliced from 6 exons. Gene Ontology annotation, molecular function: RNA binding; structural constituent of ribosome. The record is from RefSeq and is a predicted model, not a curated record. NCBI's taxonomy places the organism in Eukaryota, Fungi, Basidiomycota, Agaricomycetes, Russulales, Bondarzewiaceae. Gene Ontology annotation, biological process: translation.